This is a messenger RNA of Penicillium mononematosum, 180 nucleotides long. RefSeq lists its product as uncharacterized. The transcript is spliced from 2 exons. Lineage: Eukaryota; Fungi; Ascomycota; Eurotiomycetes; Eurotiales; Aspergillaceae. The record is from RefSeq and is a predicted model, not a curated record. The coding region runs from base 1 to 180 and encodes 59 amino acids.
AUGGCCUGUAGUCAGUCUCGAGAAUUGGAUUGUGUUAUUGUUGAACUAGCACUGGCAUCUGGCAUCUGGCAUCUGGCUCUGGCUCUGGCUCUGGCUCUGGCUCUGGCUCUGGCUCUGGCUCUCUGGCUCUCUGGCUCUCUGGCUCUCUGGCUCUGGCUGUUCUUGUUGUACGGAGAAUAA